UCCGCGCGCCUCUUUGGCAGCUGGUCACAUGGUGAGGGUGGGGGUGAGGGGCACUCUCUAGUGUGCGGCCUGUGUCUAUGGUCUGGCCGGUGGUGUCCAGCUGUCCCGGACCCCGCUCAGGUGUAUGGCGCCCCAGGAACCGGUCCCGGGGCUCCGAUAACGGGCCCCACCAGGCGUGCGAGUCACUCCUGCUCCAAGAAUGGCUACCUCUCGAUACGAGCCCGUGGCUGAAAUUGGCGUCGGUGCCUAUGGGACGGUGUACAAGGCCCGUGAUCCUCACAGCGGCCACUUUGUGGCCCUCAAGAGUGUCCGAGUCCCCAAUGGAGGAGGAGCUGGAGGGGGCCUUCCUAUCAGCACAGUUCGAGAAGUGGCCUUACUGAGGAGGCUGGAGGCUUUUGAGCACCCUAAUGUUGUUCGGCUUAUGGACGUCUGUGCCACUUCCCGAACUGACCGAGAAAUCAAGGUAACCCUAGUGUUUGAACAUAUAGACCAAGACCUAAGGACAUAUCUGGACAAGGCACCUCCACCAGGCUUGCCAGUGGAGACCAUCAAGGAUCUGAUGCGCCAGUUUCUAAGAGGUCUAGAUUUCCUUCAUGCCAAUUGCAUCGUCCACCGAGACCUAAAGCCAGAAAACAUUCUGGUGACCAGUGGUGGAACAGUCAAACUGGCUGACUUUGGCCUGGCCAGGAUCUACAGCUAUCAGAUGGCCCUUACUCCUGUGGUUGUUACACUUUGGUACCGUGCUCCUGAAGUUCUUCUUCAGUCUACUUAUGCAACACCUGUGGACAUGUGGAGUGUUGGCUGUAUCUUUGCAGAGAUGUUCCGUCGAAAGCCUCUCUUCUGUGGAAACUCUGAAGCUGACCAGUUGGGCAAAAUCUUUGAUCUAAUUGGGCUGCCCCCGGAGGAUGACUGGCCCGGAGAUGUAUCUCUACCCCGAGGAGCUUUUUCUCCCAGAGGGCCUCGCCCAGUACAGUCGGUGGUGCCAGAGAUGGAAGAAUCUGGAGCGCAGUUGCUGCUGGAAAUGCUGGCUUUUAACCCACACAAGCGAAUAUCUGCCUUCCGAGCCCUGCAGCAUUCUUAUCUACAUAAGGAAGAAGGUGAUCCAGAAUGAACAGUCAAGAGCUGCCAUUUACUCCCUUCUAGACACUUGAGUGGAGAGAAUCCCACAGAGAAGCCAAGACCUCUGCCUUCCUGUGAAGCUGUGGAGGUUCCUCCAGCUUUUUACAGAGAAUACUUUGUUGCCUUAAUGAUAUUCUCCACAUUCCUCCUUUUGAGGCUUAUCCCCCCCUCCUUUACAUUUCUCUACACUAAGGGGUAUAUCCCUUCCCUUCUCCCUCUCUAUCUUGAUAUGAGACCUUUUUUUAUAUAGCAAAUGAGACUAAAGAAAUAUGGUCUAUUUUUU
Molecule: messenger RNA, 1402 nt
Organism: Dipodomys ordii (Ord's kangaroo rat)
Lineage: Eukaryota; Metazoa; Chordata; Mammalia; Rodentia; Heteromyidae
Gene: Cdk4
Product: cyclin-dependent kinase 4
Exons: 8
Coding region: 200-1111 (303 amino acids)
Biological process (GO): G1/S transition of mitotic cell cycle; regulation of G2/M transition of mitotic cell cycle; protein phosphorylation
Cellular component (GO): cyclin-dependent protein kinase holoenzyme complex; cytoplasm; nucleus
Molecular function (GO): cyclin-dependent protein serine/threonine kinase activity; cyclin binding; ATP binding
Source: RefSeq, a predicted model, not a curated record